AUGGAGAAUAAGACACACCAGAUUGAUUUCUACAUUAUAGCAAUUUCCCAAUAUGGAGGACCAUUGUUUUUGUUAUUUGCCACAUUUUUGCUUCUCUAUCUCAUCUCUCUGAUUUGGAAUACGGUUAUUUUUAUGGUCAUAUUUCUGGAUGGUCAUCUGCAAAAGCCAAUGUAUUUUUUCUUAUGUAAUCUGUCAUCUGUCGAUGUAUUGUAUGUUUCUGUUGCCCUUCCUAAACUGUUAGACAUCAUCAAUACAGGAAAUAAUAAAGUUUCAUUCACAGCUUGUUAUACGCAAAUGUAUUUCUUCACAUCUUUGGCCUGCACAGAAAUUUGUUUGUUGACCAUAAUGUCAUAUGACAGAUACACCGCCAUCUGCAGACCAUUACAUUACACUGUGAUCAUGCACAAUAGAAUGUGUUAUCUUCUGGUGGCAGGUUGCUGGGUCUCUGGAUUUUCAAAUUCUCUCUUUGUUACAAUAUUUGCAUCCCGUUUAUCUUUUUGUGGCUCUACAAACCUCAAUCAGUUUUUUUGCGACAUUAAAACACUCACAAAGAUUUCCUGUGGUGAUAAAAAUGAAUUUCAGACCAUGAUAUUUAUUGAGGCCUUGUUCAUGGGAUUUUGCCCUUUCGUGCUUAUUUUGAUGUCCUACACUAAAAUCAUAUCCAAUAUUCUAAAAAUGAAAUCCGUGGGCCAAAGGAAGAAAGCUUUCUCCACUUGCACCUCACACCUCACUGUCCUGCUGCUCUUCUAUGGGACAUUACUCUGCAUGUACAUGAUACCACCAUCGGAGAACUCGGAGCAGCUGGACCAGAUCUUUGCAGUGUUUUAUCUAGCAGUCACUCCGGCACUGAAUCCUUUGAUUUAUAGUUUGAGAAACAAGGAUAUAAAGAAUGCUAUAAUUCAUAUAUUGUUGAAGUCCAUGCCUUGCAUGAAAUAA
This is a messenger RNA of Nanorana parkeri, 936 nucleotides long. Its product is annotated as olfactory receptor 5B21-like. The transcript has a single exon. Gene Ontology annotation, biological process: G protein-coupled receptor signaling pathway. The record is from RefSeq and is a predicted model, not a curated record. Bases 1 to 936 code for a protein of 311 amino acids. Gene Ontology annotation, cellular component: membrane. Lineage: Eukaryota; Metazoa; Chordata; Amphibia; Anura; Dicroglossidae. Gene Ontology annotation, molecular function: olfactory receptor activity; G protein-coupled receptor activity.